This is a messenger RNA of Lolium perenne, 1057 nucleotides long. Its product is annotated as calcineurin B-like protein 4. The record is from RefSeq and is a predicted model, not a curated record. Gene Ontology annotation, biological process: calcium-mediated signaling. Gene Ontology annotation, molecular function: calcium ion binding; kinase binding. Lineage: Eukaryota; Viridiplantae; Streptophyta; Magnoliopsida; Poales; Poaceae.
ACACCUUCGGGAAUCCGUGCUCGGCUUAGCUUCCCGGCCACAUCGUCUAGCUCUAGCCGGCCGGGCCGCCUAUCCGUCAAUCCAUCUCCGGAGCAGGGGAUGGGCUGCGCUUCGUCUUCGGUGGCGGCGUCGCCGUCGUGUCGGUCCGCUCGUGCACCCGGCUACGAGGAGCCCGUCGUCCUCGCCUCCCAGACCUGCUUUACGGUGAACGAGGUGGAGGCGUUGUACGAGCUCUACAAGAAGCUCAGCUUCUCCAUCGUCGGAGACGGCCUCAUCCACAAGGAGGAAUUCCAGCUCGCCUUGUUCAGGACCAGCAAAGGAGCGAAUCUCUUCGCCGACAGGGUGUUCGAUCUGUUUGACCUCAAGCGGAACGGUGUCAUCGAGUUCGGGGAGUUCGUGCGGUCGCUCAGUACGUUCCACCCAAAAGCGCCUGAAAAGGACAAGACUGCGUUUGCAUUCAAAUUGUACGAUUUGAGGGGCACGGGCUACAUCGAGAAAGUGGAGCUCAAGGAGAUGGUCUUGGCAAUUCUGGACGAGUCGGACCUACUCCUUUCGGAUAAUGCUGUAGACGCAAUUGUCGAUAAUACAUUCAGUCAAGCCGACUCCAAUGGCGAUGGCAGGAUAGACCCCAAGGAAUGGGAGGAGUUUGUGAAGAAGCACCCAGCAUCACUAAGGAACAUGUCACUUCCGUAUCUCCAGAAAUAUUUAAUGAAGAGGGUCAUUCCUUUAGCAACACACUUGAUCCAUAUGUGGUCCUAUCUACAGUCGGUGGACGUGCGACUGGAUAUGGAUAUUGGGUGCAACCGCCUGGUUAUGGUUGCACGGGAUUUCUACAACCGGUGCGGAUGGUCUGCUGAUAGGCGUUUGGAAUGCUGAUGCAAAGAAGCUUCAUGUUGCUAUUCUUUUUUAGAUGGCUCAUUUUUGUUGAGACCCUUUGUGAUCCGUGAUUUGUAAUAAGUCUUUAGUCGUUCGUGUGUACAACUGGAUUUGUUUUAAAUCUUAAUAAAGCGGCCGUAUGCAUCAUUUUGAUGCAGAGGCUGGGGAAACCCAUUUCGAA